GCGGGACAUCGGCCAUGCAGGACCGACCCACACACCGUGCUACCACACGAAGCGGAUUCACUUCUUGAAAAGUGCGAAUCACCUUCGAAAAGGCUGGCGCGCAACAUGCGCUCGCUGCUGUCCGCGCAAUUCCUUCACGUGGCUGCAUCGCGGGCAGUGUCGCUCUUCGUGCUCUCUUCGUUCCUGCUCACCGCCGUUGACUUCGGCUCGGACAACGGUCUCAGCGGCUACGAGGCUGUCGCCCUGGUCACCGUUAGCGCCGUCGGUGACCUGGUGUCCAGGAUAGGCACCGGCUUGAUUCUCGACUCGAAGGUGAUCAGCGGAGACGCCUUGAUGCUCUGGAGCUUCGCCAUCCAGGGUGUCUCGCUGGCCGUCAUGGCGCUGGUCAAACAAUAUUGGAUUCUCCUUACCAGCUGCUUCUUCACUGGCGUGACGGGCGGUGGAAGAAUAUUCGCCUGCACCGUCAUGGUUGCCGAGCUGUUCGACGAGCGGUCUCUACCGCUAAGCCUGGGUGUCACAAACUUCGUCGCCGGCAUAAUCUGCCUUGCACGGCCGCCCCUCAUUGGUUACAUUCGUGACGUAAUGGGUUCGUACGACCUGCUGUACAUAGCAUUUGCUGUCACCAAUGCCAUCUUCACGAUAACGUGGACAAUAAGCCUGUGCUGGAAAAAAUGUCAUAAGAAGCGGGAGUGGCAAUUCAUCGAUGGCUUUGCAGGUGAAGAGCAGGAGACAAGAAACUGAAGAGAACGCAUACUGGACGCAUACGCCCUGACUGUGAUCCCUUAUGUUUUCACGUACAUGUGUACUAUUUAUAUUCCGCCAAGCGCAUAUCUCAGAUACCUUUAUUUAUUGUACAAUAAACGCCAACUUUGAAUAAGUUAAGAAGCCUUGAAUGUUGGGCCAAUCGGUGAAUCAUAUGGCGUCGUUG
Messenger RNA from Rhipicephalus sanguineus (brown dog tick), 928 nucleotides. Its product is annotated as monocarboxylate transporter 13. Gene Ontology annotation, molecular function: transmembrane transporter activity. Lineage: Eukaryota; Metazoa; Arthropoda; Arachnida; Ixodida; Ixodidae. Gene Ontology annotation, biological process: transmembrane transport. Bases 106 to 741 code for a protein of 211 amino acids. The record is from RefSeq and is a predicted model, not a curated record. The transcript has 4 exons.